UUGGCGGCUGAUGAGUUGCAUUUCACCCACCCGAACCAACAACAAACCAAAUACAAGGAGGGAGGUGAAGUGAGACUGCUACUCCGACUGCUCAGCCAACCGUCUCAUUUUCCUCACAUAUAAGAACAUCGCCCACGAGCAACAGUCCUUUCAGUACUCGUCUCAGCUUGCCUCCGACGGAGUACAGCAUUGUUGAGAGAGUCCGUGCUAUUUAACGUGAUAUCACUUCCUUCAUCUGUGCAGUUGCUGUCACCUUUCUUUUGAUAACAUGACCGCAACGUCCCCUGCCAUGCCCCCAUCGGUAAAAAGCAGAGUCACGCAUGAGAACACAAGGACGGCACGAAAAGCAACCAGUGGUCGAAAAGUUAUCAAAGGUCUCAUUGAACGACGAAGGAGAGCUCGGAUUAAUCAGAGUCUCUCGAUUCUGAAGGAUCUAGUAGUGGACAAGGAGUCGCGAGAAGAGAAGGUUCUCAAAUUGGAGAAAGCUGACAUUCUCACGUUGACGAUUUCGUACUUGCAAAAAUUAAAUCAAGAGAAGGAACUUAAUCAUCGUCACCUCUGUUUCAAUGAUGGUUACAAGGAAUGUUUUAGAACAGUUGUGAAAUAUCUGGAAACAUGGAGUUUUCCGAAGAGUACGAUAAAAGAACUUGUACUAAGCAUAAGUCCGUCGUCAUUCGCUAAUAAUUCGCACGGCGACACGUGUGGUUCAAAUUCAGAAACUACACACGUCAGUGAGCCAACUCAUCAUCAGGAUCAAAUCCACUCGCACGGGAUAUUCACUUGUUUAGACGAUUUUUCGAAUGAACAAGGUUCAGGAUUCUUCUCGCCAUCGUUUGAACCAGACCCGCAACCUCUUGACCUUUCUCAAUUUGGUAACCAUUCGAAAUUUGACCGUGACAGUCUUUGGAGGCCUUGGACUUACCAUAUACCUGGUCUAUCGAAAAUAACAGGAAGUGGAGAGACAUGGCCCGUACAAUGUACGAUUUGAAAUUAUUAUUUUUAACUCGUAGUUUUCUAUUGCAAAAAUUAUUGCCAUUAAAAUAAAUAACAAUAUUGUACAUACGUACAGUCAACUUUA
Folsomia candida is the source of this 1078-nucleotide messenger RNA. RefSeq names its product transcription factor HES-7.1-A. Gene Ontology annotation, biological process: regulation of neurogenesis; anterior/posterior pattern specification; regulation of transcription by RNA polymerase II. The record is from RefSeq and is a predicted model, not a curated record. Gene Ontology annotation, molecular function: protein dimerization activity; RNA polymerase II cis-regulatory region sequence-specific DNA binding; DNA-binding transcription factor activity, RNA polymerase II-specific. Gene Ontology annotation, cellular component: nucleus. The transcript is spliced from 4 exons. Bases 269 to 988 code for a protein of 239 amino acids. Lineage: Eukaryota; Metazoa; Arthropoda; Collembola; Entomobryomorpha; Isotomidae.